This is a messenger RNA of Peniophora sp. CBMAI 1063, 1311 nucleotides long. The record is from the annotation of a GenBank genome assembly. Lineage: Eukaryota; Fungi; Basidiomycota; Agaricomycetes; Russulales; Peniophoraceae.
AUGAGUUCCAACGCUGUUCCUACCCUAGCAGUGGCCACCUCGACCUCGUCAACCGGCGACGUCCUCCCUUCGCGUCAGAAUCUUACGGCCGUAGAUACGAGCUGCUCCUACGUCAAUCUCUCCAACCAUUAUUUCGCUAUCGCGGAUGGACUCCAGUCUUUGGUCUGCGCCUCUCCCGACGAUCUUCGACUAUUCCGGGAAUUCGCCGCGAAGUUCAAGUCUCUUACCAGGCAACCAUCCUGCCUGACGCCUAUCAUAUCUUCCGUGGCUUACCACCAUCUCGCUAACUUCGCUACGCUUUUGCAACUCUCGCCAAAUGUGGUGUUCGACGUUUGGAGGCACCACGGAGCUCUGGCAGGUCGCGUACUCUCGUGGUUGAAGGGUCUUGCGCGUGUGAACCUGUUCGCCGCCUCGCCGUUGACGUCGACUAUGUCCCCCUAUGACAACGACAUUCUAUUUUACUUGACGUCAAGCGCCGAUCACACCGCCGGGUUGUUCGCUCCUUUCAACUCACCAGCAGGCGGACCAUCGACCUUUUUCGCACCGUCAACUUUUCCUCGUUCCGACAUUGCUGCCCACGCUCGUACCAUACAACUCCGGGAGACUGGCGACGAAGGAAACUUCAACCACGAGGACGAGGAUGAGGACGACUCAUUCUCCGAUAGCACUCUCUCAGACUUCCGGUUUCCCUCUCCGGAGCUAGAAUCAUCUAUCCAACGCGAUCAACUCAUGCUCUGGUCUGGAGCGCGUCUUUGCUACGACCCAACCACGCGUUCCUACACUGGAAAGACGAGCCAGUACUCGGUGGACAAGAACGUCGUGUCGAUCAACGUCUCUGACGCUCACGAUUACCCUUCCCGGCGUCCUCCUCCUAAUGAGGGCUACGAGACUCUGUCGGCGGAUAAUAAGUCGCACAUACUCUGGCGCAAGAAGAUCGGCAUGCUCAUCAGUGGUUCCAUCCUAUGUCAAGUCAGCGAUGCGCCUCGCGAGUCCGACGCUGCAUGGUCUCUCGGUGCAUUCCCAAGCAACUACAUCCUCACACGGCGCACGACUGUUCGGAUAGUCGAUGGUGCGAAAAAGAAGCGCACUGAUCUGUACUUGUACGGUGCCACUUACCGUUUCGCAUCGGCGGCAGAGUUUGCCGCUCAUGCCAUAGGGCUUAUGCGCGGGACAGGCUCGUGCGCAUGCAAGUACUGCUCGGGGUCGCCGCAGAAGGACAUCACGUCUAUUCUAAAGGAGGCCGCUCGGCCGACGCGCUCGGCGGGAUCUUCCACAGAACACCCGCACUUGCGGUGGCGUAGCGAGGUGUGA